GCGCGGCGCCCCAGCUCGCCACAACGCCAAGACUCAGGACCAAAAUGCACCUUUCAACUCUAACACAGUGACCUCGGGUUUUGCGCAGUUUUCCCUACAUUCUGCUAUGGAUGUGGGACCUUCGACCUCACGGUGUAACAGUGUAGUGACUAAGCGAUACAGUGCCCUGGAAAUCGAACUGAACUAUUUGAUCGCCAAGUAUUUAUCUGCUGGUCCUUGCAAGAAGGCUUAUAAGGCGCUGAGGGCCGAAAUAGAGGAAAAUGAGCUCCUGCCCCAUAGAUAUGACUGGCUGGGAAACGUGCACCACAACACCUUCGACCAAUGGGAUCAGCAAAAUGAACACAUCAGGAAUGAUCAUUUGCUCCGGAUAGUGGCCCGCUUGGGGCCAACCAUCAACCAGCUGGUAAAAAUUCCUUGUCCUGCCGCGUCCACACUUCUCGGUACUGGAUUACAAUCACUUUUACGUACAGAGUGUGACCUAUGGAAACAGUACAAAACUUUGUUAAGUGUGGCUGUCCGUCAUCAUGGCUGUCUUCCACUGGAACCUGUACAAGUGCGGGGACCUCCAUGCCUCACCCAGGCUAUACUCGGAAGAGAGCUCAUGGGCAACUUCAACCGCAAGCAUGUGGUUACCAACAAAUUCUAUAGUCGUAUGCAAUUGUUUCUGCGUUCCGUUGGACACUUGUCUGCUGUCUACUGCAUGUUGUUCGACCGGUCUGGAAAAUACAUCAUCACUGGUGCAGAUGAUACGCUUGUUAAAAUUUGGAGUAUUCUUGAUGGACGGUUACUGGCCACCUUGAGGGGGGCAUCUGCCGAGAUAUCUGACCUAGCAAUUGACAGUGAAAAUACACUCAUUGCAGCGGGCUCCUGUGAUAAGAUUAUCCGAGUGUGGAAUUUGCAAACUCUUGCACCAAUUGCAGUUUUAAGCAGCCACACGGGGAUGAUUACAGCCUUGCAGUUUUGUCCUGCUCCUGAUAGUGAAGGAGUUCUAGUCUCAACAGGUGGUGAUGGUUGUGUAGCCUUUUGGACCUAUGUUCGCAGAGGUGCAGACGUAAAGUUUGAUUCGAAGCCACUAAAAGUUAAUGAGAGGGUUCGACCUGGUAAUGCCCAACUCAUUUGUGCGUCCUUCAGCCAAGGUGGACAUUUUUUGGCACUUGGAGGGGCCGACCACUUUGUCAGGGUGUAUCAUCUGGGAGGAGAACAUGGGGUUGAGAAGCUGAUAGAAAUGGAACGACACCAGGAUCGUGUGGAUAGCAUUCAGUGGUGCCAUAAUGGUCUCAAGUUUAUUUCUGGUAGUCGAGAUGGCACUGCACUUGUUUGGUAUUAUGAGCGGCAGCAGUGGAAAAGUCUUGUACUUGAUACAAGUAAUUUGCUUCCAGGAAUUAGUCCACCUUCUGAAGAGAUUAAACGGUUGCAAGUAACAAUGGUUGGAUGGAACCAAUCUGACGAAUACGUCAUCACUGCCAGUAAUGACAAGUGGCUUAGAGUUUGGGAUAGUUGCACGGGAGAGCUGAAACACAUCCUCCGAGGUCAUGAGGAUAACUCCUAUGUAAUAGAGGCCCAUCCUCACGAACCCAGACUUGUUCUUACGGCUGCUCAUGAUGGUCAGUUGAUGAUCUGGGACAUUCUAACGGGUGCCUUGGUCUGGAAUUUCAAGAACACCAUUGAAGGCCAAGGGUAUGGUGCACUGUUUGAUGCCAAGUGGUCUCCAGAUGGCUUCACCAUAGCUGCCACAGACUCUCAUGGUCACUUGGCAUUAUUUGGAAUUGGACACAAUGAAAAAUUCCAGCAGAUACCAAAAGAAUUAUUCUUCCAUACUGAUUAUCGGCCCUUAAUGCGUGAUGGUAAUAGCCAUGUUCUAGAUGAGCAAACACAAAUGGCCCCUCAUCUGAUGCCGCCUCCAUUUCUUGUUAACAUGGAUGGGGAUCCUUAUCCACCGGAAUAUCAGCGGCUUGUACCGGGACGAGAGAAGUGUCGACACGAUCAACUCAUACCUAAUGUUCUUUUAAAUGCUAAUGGUGACCAAGAGGUUAUUGAUGUUGCUCUUAUAGAAUUUGAUAAUGCUGAACAUGCUCAAAAUGCACAGCCCAUCGAAAAUAGUGCCGGUCAGAGACCAAGCAUCGAUGACAUGAUUCAAAGACUGGCACAGGAACAAGACCAAAGAAUAGCUCAUGACAGAAGACCAUCAGAAUCAAGAGAACAACCAGGACCGAGUGGAGUUCGAGAGAGACGAGAGAGUAGUAACAGUAGAAGAGGAGAGCGCCGAGCCAGUUCUAGUGGACCGCCCACAGACCACUCUUAUGCUGUUGCUGCUCUGCACGACCCAUUAUCACCUAGAGCUACUGGCCGUGUUGGUGCUCGUCGAGUUGGCGAUGUGGAAGGUGUACGUCAGUCAACUGGUAAUUGGCACAGGGACCCGAAUAUAAAAUGGAACAGGCGUAUCAUUGUUAAACGACGGAACAUAUCUGAUAUUAAGCAGUCUUUAGAUAGACGGAGACGUUUAGGAGAAAUGGAACUCCAGCUUUAUGAUGAAGAAAGUAAGAAGAAACCAGAACCAGUGCGCUCACCAGUUCAGCAGCAUCACGAGUCAGAGAAGAAACUGCGCAAGAAGCAAAAGAAGCAGACUCACUCGUAUUCUACACGUUCAGUGAGAGAGAACGAGAGUGGCCCAUAUGAUCAUCAAGAUUCAGAGGAUGGAGCAAAUGGUAGUGGGUCAAGCAGUUCAGGAAGCUCUUCAGGCUCAGAAGUUGUCAAUGAAGAACUGCAAGAAUCGUCGAGCUCUGAUGAGCAGUCCACAGACUACUCAGACUGGACUGCUGAAGCGGGGGUUAAUUUGGAACCUCCAAAGAGAACUGCUCACAAACAGAAGAAGAGUCCUCGAAAAAGGAAAAAGAAAGGAAAAGGAGGCAGUAAUGAAGAUGAUCAUAAAGCAACGAAAGAUGAUGACGAUGAUGAUGAGGAGGACGACGACGAUGGCGAGAAGAAAAGCAAAGAGAACAAAAGCAGCAUAUGGACUACACCUCGUUCACAAAGAAAGAGAGGACCAAGACCCAACCUUUCAGAAAUUGGUGGUGGUGCAGAUGAAAUCCCAGAGGAGUUCCGUCCACCAGAAUGGUUAACAGAAACCUUUCCCAAGAAAGCUCCGUAUUUUCCACAAAUGGGAGAUGAACUUAUAUAUUUUAUGCAAGGUCACAUGCUCUAUGUGGAAGCUGUUAUGAACAGAAAACUGUAUACUGUGGAUAAACGAAGUUUGCCAUGGACGAGAACUUCGAAUAAACUCCGGCAUCAAGAAUUUGUCAAGAUAAUUGGUAUUAAAUACGAGAUUAAGCCACCACGGUUGUGCUGCCUGAAGCUAGGGAUCUUAGAAGUUGGCAAGGGCAAGCUAACGACAGACUCCUUUACCAUCAAAUACCAUGACAUGCCUGAUGUCCUUGACUUCUUAAUUCUGAAGGCUACAUACGAUGUUGCUGUUAGGAGGCAAUGGAGGCCAGGUGACAGAUUCCGGUGUAUCAUUGAUGAUGCGUGGUGGCUGGGUACAGUAGAGAGCCAGGAGUCCCACUUGCCCGAGUUCCAAGAUUCAAUGUUCAUGUGCUAUCGUGUCCUCUGGGAUAAUGGCGAGCGAGAAAGAUUAAGUCCAUGGGAUAUGGAAAUCAUAGAAGAUAACAUGCAAGUGGUGGAGCCAGGUGGUAGUGUAGCAGUGAAACAAGAGGAACUCGAGGAGCUCCUUUAUACCCCACAAGAUGAAGAAUGGGCUGGACGAGACCCAGAUCUAGAGUGUGACCGAAUUUCACAUGGGCUAUCCCAAGUCAUGAGUCUGGCCAUUGCUGAACCUUUCCUUGUCCCCGUCGAUCUCAAUGUUUACCCAAUGUAUGCUUUAAUCAUUGACUAUCCAAUGGAUCUCACCACUAUUAAGAGUAGACUAGAUAAUCGAUUUUAUCGACGCAUCAAUGCCGCCCAGUUUGAUGUCCGAUAUAUUGCCACAAAUACAGAGAAGUUUAACCAGAAAGGUAGCAACAUUGUCCGGCAGGCCAGGAUUGUUACAGAGCUCUGCCUCGAACUAAUCAAAGAUGGAAUGUGUGUUGACCCGACGCACAUGUAUCAUGAGCUGCAGGCCAAUUUUCACUCGCCCGACCACAGUGAUGACGAAAAUAUGGAAGGAGUAGAGGAAGGCAUGUCAAGAGGCCCUGGCAAAGGAGGCCACAGCAAGGGGCUCCGAGGCCGUAGCCAGGCUCUCUCUGAUAAUCGCACUUGGCAACACAGAUGUAAAGAUCUCCUUCGAAGUAUUUUUGAGAGAGAGGAUUCCAUGCCUUUCAGAUAUCCUGUUGACUUAGAUCGGUAUCCAGACUACAGCCAGGUUAUUGAUGUACCCAUGGACUUGACGACAGUACGAGAGGAACUGUCUGCAAAUGGAUAUGCUGCACCCCAUGAUUUCGCAAAGGAUAUGAGGCUAAUAUUCACUAAUUCUAAAAAUUAUAACACAAAUAAAAGAUCCCGGAUAUACUCAAUGACACUUCGUUUGGAGGCUUAUUUUGAAGACCAGAUAAAGUCCAUUUUAUCCUGUCACAAAUUGCAAGGUAAGCGUAGUCCAUCUAAAGCUAAUCCUCGCGGCAACAAAGGAAAAUUAGUUUCUUCUUGUAAUAAAAUGCCAAGUGGAAAAUAUUCUGCAUCUCAGACUGGGCCAAGCUCUAGCAGAGUAUCUCCAGCUCUUUCUACAGGAGGCAGUGGAGUCCUUCAGAAGAGACCUCCUCCAGCCACCUCACGCACUUCCACAGCAGCUGUGAUAAGGAGAGGAACUCUCAGCAGGACUAGCAGCCCUCGCACAAAACAUGUGCCCUCUAAAGCCAGCAGUGAGCUAAGGAAAAAUACAUCAUUAACAUCCUUUGGGCGACCGGUUGUAGCCCCACAUCAGGCACAUUACUCUGUAUCUGCUACUUAUGAAGAUAUUACGAAUCUAGAUGGUGAUAGUUCUGAUGAUGAUAGAGAUAUGAACUUCAGACAGGCAUCUGGUAAGGACACUGGGAGACGAUCUAGAAGGGUUGCUCGCAAGAAAGGUGUUUGUGGUGAAGAGGAGGAUGAUGACUCGGGUGAAGAAUAUAAUCCCAGAAAUAAACCUAAGACUGUGCCAAAGGCCAAGAAAAAAGGUGUAGCAACAAGAAACAGGGGCCGAGUUACAGUGCAGUACAAUGAAGAAAGUGAAGAUGAAGAGUUGACUUCAAAAGUUAAAAUUGCAAAUAUGGUAAAAUUAAAAAAGAAAAAUGUGGUAACCAGUGGAAGUGAUAGUGGGAGUGACAGCAGCAGUGUAAAUACUGCAGGACCGAGUGUUAAGAGAACUAAUGGUCAAUUGUAUGGUAUUAAAAGUAGACUCAAGAGCUCCAGUGAGGAUGAAUUAGAUGAGAAAUCUAGAAAGAAAUCUAAUGGUGUGAAUGGUUUAGCACAGAAGAAAAUGGGUGCUAUGGCAAAAAGAAAAAAUAUUGGCAAAGCGAAAAAGCUAAAUUUAAGUGAUGAAAGUGACAAAAGCAGUGAUUCUAACAGUGCAUCUGAUGGUGACAGUGAUCAACAAAAAUCAAUUAAAAAACCAAAUAGGGGUAAAAGAAAACGAUCCUCUAGUGAUAGUGGUAGUGGCAGUAGUAGUGAUUCGAGUAAAAAUAAAAAAAUAGUCGCCAAACGUGUAGGUCGGCCACCAAAUACACCAAACAGCAAAGCAGGUUACGGCAAACGAACCAAAGAUGAGAGUGAGGUGGAAUUUGAUGACGAGGACCUAGAAUCGAGCAGCGAGGAGAGUAUGGAGGAAGAGGCAACUACUAAAAGGGGUCGGAAAAGAGGUGUAGCGUCAGGUGUAAGGCGAGCAAGGAAGAUUAUUCUUGAUGGCGAUGAUGAGGAUGACACUGAUUUUAUAGCUGAUAAGGACUUCAUUGAUGAUGCAGAUCUUUCAGAAGAGGAAUCAAGUUCUGAAUCUGAAAGUGAUGAAGGAAGUGAUGAUGAUAAGAAGCCAAAGAAGAAGAAAAAGAAGAAAAAGAAAAAACAACUGAAACCUAAACCUAAAACUGGGAAAAAGAGAAAAACUGUUAAAAGUAAAGCUAAAACCACAAAGAAGAAAAAGGUCACCCAAAAGAAAAAGACGCCAGUGAAGAAGGGAAUGGCCGUAACCAAGAAACAAACCCCAGUGAAGCGCAAAGCAACCACAGUGGCCAAGAAGCAAAGUCCAGUUAAGCAAAGUGCAGUGAAGCACAGCCCAGUGAAGCACAGCCCAGUGAAGCACAAAGUGCAGGAGAUCAUUACAGUCAACAGGCCUGGCCAAGCACCCAUACCUUAUCAACCAAUACAUUUUACAUCCAAAAACGUUAUUGUAAAUGAGGUAAAACACAAAGGACGGGUUGUUGGGAGAGUGAUCACUUCAAAUUAUGAUGAUGAUGAUGAUGAUAGUGAAGAUGUAUCUGAUUCAGAUGAGGAAAGUGACGAGUAUGAAGUGCCGCCUCUGACGCUUAGUAAAGGCAAAGGUACAGCUAUUAAAAAUUUAACUAACUUAAAGCGCACAAUUAACAGUGAUUCAGAUUCUGAAAACACAUCCCAGAAAAUCUUUCAGAAAAGAAUGAGGUACAGUGAUGAAGAUGAGGGAGGAGAGGAGGAUGAUGAUGAUGAUGAUGAUGAUGAUGAUGAUGAUGAUGAUGAUGAUGAUGAAGAGGAAGACAAUGAUGUUGACAUCAGCAGUCGGGGUAGAGUGAGAAAAGCAAAUACCCUAAUGAGAGACUUCAUAUAGUAUUAGGAGAUAUGUAGUCUUCAUGUAUUAUUUGCAAGCCAGAAAUGUUACAAAUUUCUUCUGAUUAUUCACUUUCUCCUCGGGAUGUGUGUUGAAGUGUUUGAUGAAGAGCUGCUGUUGCAGGAUCAUAUGUUUCAAUUAUGGUGUGGGUGUCAUUGUUUAGCUAUAAUGACAUAACUGCCAAAUAUUUUGAGGAGUUUCUGGAUAUCCAGGUAUUAAACUGUGAUAUAAGAUAGAACAUUUUUUCUAAAGUUUGUGAUUUUUGCGUGUACAGUAUAAUUAUAUAUAUAUAUAUAUAUAUAUAUAUAUAUAUAUAUAUAU
Molecule: messenger RNA, 7078 nt
Organism: Procambarus clarkii (red swamp crayfish)
Lineage: Eukaryota; Metazoa; Arthropoda; Malacostraca; Decapoda; Cambaridae
Gene: BRWD3
Product: bromodomain and WD repeat-containing protein
Biological process (GO): regulation of cell shape; cytoskeleton organization; regulation of transcription by RNA polymerase II
Cellular component (GO): nucleus
Molecular function (GO): protein binding
Source: RefSeq, a predicted model, not a curated record